GAUAUUAGAGAAAAAUGAGCGCAUUCCAAGCUUUCCACAGAUAAAGGGUUUCAUAAAAAAUACAUUUGACAACCGUGGCAGAUAACGUAACAAUAUCUGAACACGGAUCAAUAAGCCUUUUCUGUCUCCAACACAAAUGUCAUUUAGGGCCAUCAAACGGGGCUGAUCACGACCCAAUCAAUUGCCCGAAUAAGAACCAUUCCUUCCCCCUCCUUUUAAAUCGAUGACAGGUUUGUUCCACCAGUCUGAACAUUCUGACUCCAAGGAAUUCAGAAAUCAGAAGGAGUAAUUUAAAUGCUAUAGUAAGAACAUUAAGAAAAAAAAAGAGUAAAUUCAAUUUUAGGUAGAUUUAAAUGGUAGCUGCCUGGAGUACGGUAGUUUACGGAUUUAGUUUGUCGGCGAUCGCUGGUCUUGAUCACGACGUCGUCCUAGAGCAAUCGAGAGUUGUUUCAGUGGAAGCCAGUUGUCACAGUGAUAGGACAACAUCUAUGUGGGCGAUACUUUUUUCUUCCUUUGGGGGGUAGGACAGAUUAGCUCAUCGUCUGGGAACCCUGGGUCAAUAGGAACAUACCUUGACAGACAGAGCCUUUAAUGUGAUCAUCUCACCUACAGCACAGAAUGGAUGUAGAGGAAACUCUUGCUGAGCUGGUAGAAUCAAACUUCCUGAAGUGUUCCAGCUGUUGCCAUGACUACCAGAAUCCUCGACUGCUGCCAUGUCUUCAUAGUCUGUGUGCAGAGUGCAUUCAGAAACUUCCACACCAAAUAAGCUCUCAGUCAGAAAACCAGGAAUCUAAAGAUAACAUUCCAAAUGGAAAAGUGCUGGAGCAGUUUGCCUGUCCGAUCUGCCUGUCUUCCAUAUUUCUCCCAGAUGGAGGAGAGAGUGCUUUUCAAAGCAAUGCAUUUCUAUUUGACUUGUGUAAACUUUAUAAGUACAAACAUGAUUCUGGCAGACACUGUGACUACUGCCAGUAUGCAGGUAAAACUGUGGAUGCUGUGUCCUUGUGUCUGAACUGUCAUGAUGACAUGUGCGGGAAUUGUCAUGAAGCUCAUCAGAAGACAAAGAUUACAAGGACCCACCAAGUUGUGCCAUAUGAGCAGGUUAAAAAUGGUCUCUAUGAUCAUGACAUCAGACAAAACCAGAAACUGAAGUGUGAGGAACAUGAAGAUAGUUACCUAACAUCUUUCUGCACUGACUGUGAAAUGCUUCUUUGCCCGGAGUGCCAAACGUCUGCACAUGUUAGUCACAAUAUUGUUGACUUUGAAAAUGCAUUGCCAAAAUAUUCUAAACAAAUCAAAGGGCUGAUUUCCAGCAUCAAGACUCGUCUUCCUUCCAUACAGAACUACUGUGAAUUUCUAGAGAAGUACUCUGAGAAUCUGGAUCAGACUAAGGAACAGUUACUGACAGACACCCAAUCACAGGCAGAGAGCCUCCACCGAAUGAUUGACGAGUGCAAGGACAAGCUCCAGCAGGAGAUCAAAGAGUCGUGUGAAGCGGAGAUGAAUCAAGCCAAAGAAAAGCUGAAGAAUCUACAGAUUGCCUCUACCUCUCUUCAUAACAAUGCUCAUUUUCUGAACCAGCUAAUGGCUCACGGAAAGCCGGAGGAAGUUCUGGUCAUGCACCGAGAAAUCACAUCCAGACUCACUCAACUCAUCAAAAUGCAAAUGGAUGGUCUAACUGCUAAACUCAGGAUUGGGUUCAUUCCAGGUGCCAAUACGGAGCAGAAUGUCCAGACCUUGCUAGGCAAGCUCUCAAAUGACAUGAUUCCUGUUGGCAAAAGUGAGUCAAAUCAGUUAGCUGGGAGUGAGUUAAGAAUAACCUCAGUUUUACCCAAUGUCAAGAGCACACCAGAGUUUCUACUUUCCUUUGAUUCUGAAGGAACUGAUGAGAGCCGGGAUAUCUGGCCAACUGGGAUGGCUAUCACAAAGAAAGACAAUGUUGUCAUAGUGGAUCGAGACAACAAAAAGAUCAAGGUCUUCGACUCGGUAGGGAAACUACUGAAAGAGUUCACAGGACAAAAUGACAACAAAAUAGGAAUUCCAUUUGAUGUCACAGUUCUUGAAAAUGAUACAAUUGCCUUAACAGACUAUGAGAAAGAAAAUGUCAAAGUCUUUACCCAAGAAGGAAACCACCUUCUCACUAUAUCAGGAUUCUUUAAGCAUCCUCGCGGGAUUACAACAAACAGCAAAGGGGAAAUUCUGGUAGUUGACUGUCGACAACAGAGGAUCACAGUUCAUGAUCCCAAAAAUGGGAACUUGAUCAAAACAAUAGAUGGCCUGGACAAGAAAGGAAACCGAAUUCUGGUAGACCCUUACUACAUCACCACCACUCAUGAAGACAACAUCUUAGUUACCGACACUGCCGCUCCAAAUAUUAAAGUUUUCAACAUGGAAGGUCGAUUGAUUGCAGAGUAUGGAACCUAUGGCGUCAAAGAGCAGCAGAUUUUGCAGCCAUUUGGGAUUUGUGUGGACGACUAUGGGUAUAUCUUUGUUGCAGACAAUCAAAAUCAUCGCAUCCAUCUUCUGAAUCCUGAUGGAAAACUCAACAAAUUUUUACUGACCAAGAGUAACAGUAUAUGGCACCCCAUGGCUGUUAAUAUAUCGAAGAAGGGAUUUUUCCUGGUGUCAGAGGCAUUAGGAAAAGUUAGACUUUACAAGUAUUUAUAGUGAACUUUUGGACUGUUUUCCCCCAAAAUAUGUACACGCAUUUAGUAUGAACUGUUUAACUAAACUUUAUUCCACAGAAAGCUUCCUGGAUUUAGAGAACAAAAGUACAUGUAUAAAGAACUUGAUAUUACUGAACAUAAAAAAUAUGUAGAUGGAUUUAUCUCACAUGAUUUUUGAAAUCUUUUGUUUUUAUUUAAAAGUCACUCGAUUUAAUCUACUAAAAAGUAACAGGUGCAAAUUUUUUAUCAAUUUUUUCUGCUGAUUAAUAUACAUUGAACUGUUACAUGAAAUUCACAUUCAAUGCACUGUUAUCAAUUAAUGCUUGACACUUUUUAUACACUUUUCCACCCAUGCAAUAAAUGACCAGAAAUGUUA
Magallana angulata is the source of this 3039-nucleotide messenger RNA. Its product is annotated as tripartite motif-containing protein 2-like. Gene Ontology annotation, biological process: positive regulation of DNA-templated transcription. Gene Ontology annotation, molecular function: protein binding; ubiquitin-protein transferase activity; zinc ion binding. The transcript is spliced from 2 exons. Bases 619 to 2664 code for a protein of 681 amino acids. The record is from RefSeq and is a predicted model, not a curated record. Lineage: Eukaryota; Metazoa; Mollusca; Bivalvia; Ostreida; Ostreidae. Gene Ontology annotation, cellular component: nucleoplasm; chromatin.